Penicillium oxalicum is the source of this 1503-nucleotide messenger RNA. RefSeq lists its product as uncharacterized. Lineage: Eukaryota; Fungi; Ascomycota; Eurotiomycetes; Eurotiales; Aspergillaceae. Bases 1 to 1503 code for a protein of 500 amino acids. Gene Ontology annotation, biological process: transmembrane transport. Gene Ontology annotation, molecular function: transmembrane transporter activity. The transcript is spliced from 3 exons. The record is from RefSeq and is a predicted model, not a curated record.
AUGGCAUCCAGUGGCGCAAUCAACCCAAUGCCGCUCAGUGUGGCCGACGAGCCCAUCCCCGCUGGCGUCGAAAAAGAAGCUGGCCCGCCGGUGGUGCAAGAAAUAGAUCCUCUCGAUCCCGCACUCCCACAGAACUGGACAAAGACGCGCAAAUGGCUUGUAUUAAUCAUCUUGUCUUUAAUGUCCCUCAUGGUGAAUAUGUCGCUGGUCAUUUGCUCUCCAGCCAGCUCAGCAAUGGCUCAAGAGUUCAACAACUACAACGGCUUUCAGUCGGUGUUUUUCAUUACGGUGCCUAACCUAGGAGAAGUCAUUGCACCUCUCUAUAUUGGUCCGCUUUCUGAGCGCAUAGGGCGCAUGCCCGUCUGCCAUUUCUUCAAUUUCACCUUUCUGAUCUUCACCAUGAUUGCCGGCUUUAGUAAUAGCUUCGCCAUGGUGAUUGUAUUCCGGUUCCUUGCCGGUGCAUCGGUUUCUUCCAUUUGCCUGAACCCGGCCAUCACGGGCGAUCUGUUCACCAAAGAAGAGCGGGGAUCAGCCAUGUCGCUGACAAGUCUCAUCCCCAUUCUCGGGACCGCCGUGGGUCCCAUUCUGGGUGGAUAUAUCACGCAGGGCCUGAACUGGCGCUGGACGUUCUGGCUGAUGGCCAUAGUCAGCGCCUUUCUCGCAAUCAUCAUGGCUGCUGUCUUGAAAGAGUCCUACGUGCCUGUCAUUCGCCGCAAGAGACUCAGCAAGACCAGCUCAGGUCAUGAGGCCCUCGAACCUCGAAAGAAGUACCUUCAAGGAUGGAGCAUUGCGACAGUGAAAGCAGUGGUUCUCCUCGCCGUGCGUCCUUUCAUCAUCCUCAGUCAAUCACGUGUUGGCGUAUUGAUGGGUCUGUAUCUGGCUCUCCUCUUUGCCUACAUCUCCCUCCUCGCGGCGACGAUGGCUACUGUCUUCCAAGAAGCAUAUGGUUUCACGGAGAGUCAGUCGGGCCUGAUAUACAUUGCCAUGAUGCUUGGUACUCUGAGUGGUGCACUCAUGUGCCGAUUUACGCUCGACUAUUUCCUAGUUCGCGGACUGCCCUUUAAGCGAAUGGACCCUGAAGUCCCUCCGCGCCCGGAGAACCGCCUUAUCCCCAUCCUCCCGGCCAUGAUUGCCUUCCCUAUUGGCCUCUUCCUAUACGGUUGGUCACUGGAGGAGCGCUUGCAUUGGAUUGUCCCGGCCCUCGCGACCUUUCUGUGUGGAUUCUCUCUCUCAAGCAGCACCACGCCCAUCAUGAAUUACCUCGUGGACAUCUUUGGUGAUCGCUCGGCGUCCGCCGUCGCAGCCGUCCUACCACUUCGUUAUGUCGGUGGUGCCUUUCUGCCGGUGGCGGCACCGUACAUGUACGCUCGGCUGGGGUACGGCUGGGGCAAUUCCCUUUUGGGAUUUGUGUUGCUCAUCGCACUGCCGGCCCCGUUUUUGACCGUCAUUCGGCCACGGCGGGCGGAACCAUCGAUGGCAGUGGCGAGCAGCGGACUCCCUUGA